CUGUAUAUACCGAUGUCUAGGUGGCCAUUAGCUUCGUGAAACAGCCCGCAGCAGCUGCUGUUUGUCCACACAGUGUAUCGAUAACCGGUGCAAUCGAUGGACGCAGGAUAAAACAGGUUAGGUGAAUCAAAUGCAGAACAGACGGGGUAGAAUGUUGAAGCUGCUUGUGAAGAAACGAGGUUUUUUGAAACUGGGAAUUUAAACUGGGGUCCACUGGAAUUUUACAGAUCUUUAAGUUAUCUGCAGAGGAUUUAAGGCUGGAAGGUGAGGAGGACAGUUUGUUCCAGCACCUGAUUCGCUCUUGGAUCUCUAAAGAUACAUUUGUAGACAGGGUUUCAGGAAGGGACUAAUGAUAGGAUGCUGCAGUUAGCUGGAGUGGGAUUGAACCCCACCUGAACUCUUCCUGUCCUUUUGAUCUCCUCUUUCCCACAAUGUCCUGCCCUUGCCGUGGGAAGCUGAAGCUCUUGGUUGCCACGGUGACGUUUGUCGUCCUUAUCACUUGGCUCUACCUGUUUGUGGGCAAUUUAGAGAACAGCUGGUCCCUGUUGCUGUCCCCGUGUUUGGGUGAGCAGUCAGAGCGCUAUCUGGACCACGACGUCCUCGAUGCACGCGUCCGGGAAGUGCAGGAAGAGAACCGCCAACUGCGCUUUCAGAUCAGCCAAUCCCAGGGCAGCAAUCAGGAUGGAAACUACGGCCACCAGCAGUGGGCAGCGUCCGCAGACACGGGCGCAGAGGACGGGGAGAACACUGCAGAGGAACGGGGCAAUCACACGGACUGCGUGAAACGGCCCAUGGUGGAAAAGUGUGAGCUCCUCCAUGUUGCAUGUGUGUGUGCUGGCCACAAUGCCAGCCGUGACGUGGUCACCCUUGUGAAGUCCAUCCUGUUCCACAGGAAGAAUCCCCUGCAUUUCCAUUUCAUCACAGAUGCAGUAGCUCAUGAGAUCCUCAGCUCUCUCUUUCAGUCCUGGAUGGUACCCUCUGUGCAAGUCAGCUUCUAUGAUGCAGAUAAACUCAAGUCUGAAGUUGCUUGGAUUCCCAAUAAGCAUUACUCAGGGAUAUAUGGACUGAUGAAACUGACCUUGACCAAAGCGCUACCCUCUGACCUCACAAAGGUCAUUGUCCUGGAUACAGACAUCACCUUUGCCACUGAUAUUGCAGAGCUGUGGACCAUCUUUAGAAAAUUCACAGACAAACAGGCCAUUGGUCUGGUAGAAAACCAAAGUGACUGGUACCUGGGAAACCUGUGGAAGAAUCACAAGCCCUGGCCAGCCCUAGGGAGGGGUUUUAAUACAGGUGUGAUCCUGCUGUUGCUGGAAAGGCUGCGCCAGAUUGGCUGGGAGCAGAUGUGGAGACUGACUGCAGAGAGGGAGCUGAUGAGCAUGCUCUCCACCUCGCUGGCUGACCAGGAUAUUUUCAAUGCUGUUAUCAAGCAGAACCCUGUCCUGGUUCACCAGCUGCCCUGUUUCUGGAAUGUGCAGCUGUCUGACCACACCCGCUCGGAGCAGUGCUACACAGAGGUGUCAGACCUCAAGGUGAUCCACUGGAACUCUCCUAAGAAGCUGCGCGUGAAGAACAAGCACGUGGAGUUCUUCAGGAACCUGUAUCUGACCUUCCUGGAGUACGACGGCAAUCUGCUCCGGAGAGAACUCUUCGGUUGCCCCAGCCAGCCCAGCACUGGGAGCAUUAAGUUACAGGGAGCCCUGGAGGAGCUGGACGAGGAUGACCAGUGUUACGAUUUCCGCCGGGAGAGGAUCACCAUGCACCGGGUUCACCUCUACUUCCUGCAGUACGAGUACACCGAGACACAGGGCGGGGCAGACGUCACGCUGGUGGCCCAACUCUCCAUGGACAGGUUACAGAUGUUGGAAGCCAUCUGCAAACACUGGGAAGGGCCCAUCAGCUUGGCCCUGUACAUGUCGGAUGCCGAGGCCCAGCAGUUCCUGCGCUACGCCCAGGCCUCGGAGGUGCUGAAGAGCCGCAAGAACGUCGGCUACCACGUCGUCUACAAGGAGGGCCAGUUCUACCCUGUCAACCUGCUGAGGAACAUCGCGCUGAGAAACGCCAACACUCCCUACGUCUUUCUGGCAGACGUGGACUUCCUACCAAUGUACGGCCUCUAUGAUUACCUCAGAAAAUCCAUUAUCCAGCUGGACAUGGCCCACACAAAGAAAGCCCUGAUCGUCCCAGCUUUUGAAACCCUGCGAUAUCGCCUCUCUUUCCCCAAAUCCAAAGCAGAGCUUCUCUCCAUGCUGGACAUGGGGACCCUCUAUACUUUCAGGUACCACGUGUGGACCAAGGGCCAUGCCCCAACUGACUAUGCCAAGUGGAGAACAGCAACCACCCCCUAUAAAGUGGAGUGGGAGUCAGACUUUGAGCCUUACGUUGUAGUGGGGCGUGACUGUCCAGAGUACGAUCAGAGGUUUGUUGGUUUUGGCUGGAACAAAGUAUCUCACAUCAUGGAACUUGAUGCACAGGAGUAUGAUCUGGUGGUGUUGCCCAAUGCCUUUGUGAUCCACAUGCCUCAUGCCCCGAGCUUCGAUAUCUCCAAGUUCAGAUCCAGCUCCGGCUACAGGAAUUGUCUGCAAACCCUGAAGGAUGAGUUUCACCAGGAUCUAUCCCGCAAGUACGGCUCAGCAGCCUUGAAAUACCUCACUGCGGAAAGAAACAUGUAGGAGAUCUACCCCAACCCUCUGCUAGCCAACUACCAUCCUGGGAUUGAUGCCUGCUGAAGAGCUAGGGGAUAUCACAGUGCAAAUUCACUACAUCCGAAGAGCACUACUGUAUAGGGGGUUUCAAGUGGGUACUGCUGUGGAUGCACAGAAAGAGUAACGUGGCGGGGAAAGAUGACAUUUCAAUAUUUGUACAACAGGAACUAUUACGAAUGUAUAUUCCCAGGCUUUUUUUUUCUAUUUGUAUUAUUAUUAUAAAUUGGUCCUGGCAAUUUCGCAAACUUUAUACAGCACAUACAAAGGUAAAAGGAUUACAAAAAUGUGGGCAAUGGGAUUUAAGUUGGUGACCAUUUGCUCGUCAAAGUUAUUUCAACAACUGUGGGAUUUAAAAAAAAAAAAAAAAAAAAAAAAAAAAAUUGCUUUAAAAUGAAAGAACAAUCAGUUUUUUUUUUGUUGGUUUUUUUUUUUUUUAGAGGGCAGGUGAUUCUGUCCAAGUGGGUGAUUUUUGUUAUAUAUAGAGAGUUUUACUGGCACCAAACAUUUAUGAAAAUUAGACACAAUAGACAACAUUGUUGACCGAGAUCAAUGAAGAUGUAUAACACCUCUGGAUGUUAUUUCUGCUCUGGAGAAAGAAGCUUUUAAUCAACAGGUAACCGUGACUCUAA
Molecule: messenger RNA, 3334 nt
Organism: Polyodon spathula (Mississippi paddlefish)
Lineage: Eukaryota; Metazoa; Chordata; Actinopteri; Acipenseriformes; Polyodontidae
Product: LARGE xylosyl- and glucuronyltransferase 2
Exons: 16
Coding region: 432-2672 (746 amino acids)
Biological process (GO): protein O-linked glycosylation via mannose
Molecular function (GO): xylosyltransferase activity; glucuronosyltransferase activity
Source: RefSeq, a predicted model, not a curated record